UUAUGCGGGGGUCGAGGGCCAGACGCCUAAUACAACCCGAUGGAAUCCGGAUGGCAUUCAAUGGAAACCCCAUCGAGAUUCAUCAGCUCACCUCACAGCUCGCACUCUAAACUACGCUAAAGAUUCUAUCAUGAGCUUUAUGAACCGCAGUGGCUCUUUUGGAGCUAUCUUGCCCACUUUUUUCACGCACCAGCAGCCAACCCAGGAACCAACCAGCAUCAUCACCGAAGAAAAGCCCAAGCGAAAAUGGUCAGACAUCUUUCGAGGGAGGAGCAUCGAUACUACUAUUGCUAGAUCACCAUCUACAGGCGGCACGAUGGUUUCGCCCAACCGAACGGCCUCACCUAUCGAGGCUGGCGACGGCGUUGAUGGCACUUUUGAACGAAUCAUCCCUGCUACCACUCAACCCAACGAAAAGGGCCCAUUAACUGGCAAAACUCUCUGUGAAGAGGAAAAGCCAGGAAACGGUCAUGUGUGGGACAUUUGGCCCAUCAUGCCAAAGACUGUCAGGAGAUGGGACAAACCAGAUCCAAUUCCUAUUGCGCACAUGCAGAUUCCAGCUGGUUCACUAGUCAUGAACCGGCGCAUGGACCCCUUACCCGAAGGCUGGACAAUGUUUAUCCAUCCCGAGGGUAAACCCUAUUACCAUCGGGUCGCUCAAGAGCCGGAGGAGAACCUAUUGCAAGGCGUAAGCGCGCGACCUCUGCUCUCGAGUCAAAAGGCCUCUAACGAAUCUUCUCUAUAG
Acaulospora colombiana is the source of this 745-nucleotide messenger RNA. NCBI's taxonomy places the organism in Eukaryota, Fungi, Glomeromycota, Glomeromycetes, Diversisporales, Acaulosporaceae. The record is from the annotation of a GenBank genome assembly.